This is a messenger RNA of Apus apus (common swift), 4317 nucleotides long. RefSeq names its product 6-phosphofructo-2-kinase/fructose-2,6-bisphosphatase 4. Gene Ontology annotation, molecular function: 6-phosphofructo-2-kinase activity; ATP binding; fructose-2,6-bisphosphate 2-phosphatase activity. Bases 5 to 1432 code for a protein of 475 amino acids. The transcript has 15 exons. NCBI's taxonomy places the organism in Eukaryota, Metazoa, Chordata, Aves, Apodiformes, Apodidae. Gene Ontology annotation, biological process: fructose 2,6-bisphosphate metabolic process; fructose metabolic process. The record is from RefSeq and is a predicted model, not a curated record. Gene Ontology annotation, cellular component: cytosol.
GAGGAUGGCGGCGGCGGCGGCGGCGUCGCCGGCGCGGGAGCUCACGCAGAACCCGCUGCAGAAGACGUGGGAGCCCUACGACAACGGGCUGCCGGCGGGGCACAGCGCCCAGCGCGGCGUAUGUAUGACCAAUUGCCCUACUCUGAUUGUCAUGGUGGGUCUCCCAGCAAGAGGAAAAACCUACAUCUCGAAGAAGCUGACGCGCUAUUUAAAUUGGAUUGGAGUGCCUACAAAAGAAUUUAAUGUGGGUCAGUAUCGUCGGGAUUUGGUGAAAAAGUAUAAAUCUUUUGAAUUCUUCUUGCCUGACAAUGAAGAAGGCUUGAAAAUCAGGAAACAGUGUGCCUUAGCAGCGCUGAACGACGUCCGACAGUACCUCAGUGAAGAGAACGGGCACGUGGCUGUCUUUGAUGCUACAAAUACUACUCGAGAACGUAGAGAAACUAUUUACAAAUUUGGUGAAGAAAAUGGAUACAAGACUUUUUUUGUUGAGUCAGUAUGCGUAGAUCCAGAGGUCAUUGCUGCAAACAUUGUGCAAGUGAAGCUGGGUAGUCCUGACUAUGUUGAUUGUAGUAAUGAUGAAGCAACAGAAGACUUCAUGAAAAGAAUAGAGUGCUACAAGAACUCAUAUGAGACCUUAGAUGAAACUCUUGACAAGGAUCUUUCUUAUAUUAAAAUUAUGGAUGUCGGAAGGAGUUACCUUGUGAACAGAGUAAUGGAUCACAUCCAGAGCCGGAUUGUCUACUACCUCAUGAAUAUCCAUGUCACUCCUCGCUCAAUCUACCUCUGUCGACAUGGGGAAAGUGAACUCAAUCUGAAAGGGAGAAUAGGAGGAGAUCCUGGGCUGUCUGUCAGAGGGAAAGAAUUUGCCAAAAGCUUGGCACAAUUUAUUAAUGAGCAAAAUAUCAAAGAUCUGAAAGUUUGGACCAGCCAGAUGAAAAGGACAAUUCAGACUGCUGAAGCCUUGGGAGUGCCUUAUGAGCAGUGGAAGGUUUUGAAUGAGAUAGAUGCAGGAGUGUGUGAAGAAAUGACAUAUGAAGAAAUACAGGAAAAUUAUCCGCUUGAAUUUGCACUGAGAGACCAAGACAAAUACAGAUACAGAUACCCUAAAGGAGAGUCCUAUGAAGAUCUUGUUCAGAGGCUGGAGCCAGUAAUUAUGGAACUUGAAAGGCAGGAAAAUGUGCUUGUCAUAUGUCACCAAGCUGUCAUGCGCUGUCUGCUCGCCUAUUUUCUUGACAAGCCUGCAGAACAACUGCCUUACCUGAAGUGCCCGCUGCAUACUGUCUUAAAGCUAACCCCGGUGGCUUAUGGAUGUAAAGUAGAAUCUAUAUUCCUGAAUGUUGAAGCUGUAAACACACACAGAGAUAAACCUGAGAAUGUAGACAUUUCCAGACCUCCUGAGGACGCUCUUGUAACAGUCCCUGCUCAUCAGUGAAUCCUGUGUGCUGAUCAACUAUCGAACUUGGGAAUGUAGGUGUGGAUCGGUCGAGAGAAGAAGCUUUGAGGACAGUACCCAACCACCUAUAGCUCUGGUUCCUGGGGUGGCAGCCCUUCCUCCAGCACCAGAGGGUGAAGGAGCAGCUCAGGCCCAGGAGAAUGGCGAAGGCUUUGCCGAGCAGGCUGCGGGGCCGCACGCCUCCCUUCACCUCUGGACAUUGCCAAUGUGAUCCUGCCUCUUGGGAGAAAAGGUGCAGGUGUGGAUAACUCCCAGUGCUGAAAGGUAUCAGUACAGAGCUUUGUGGGAAGCAGAGGAGACUUGGGUUUAGAUUUUUUGUAUGUAAAUUUGUGCAGUUUCAGUGGUUUUUAUUGUUCAUCUGUGGAUACUGCAAGAUGGUUAAUUGCCCGUGUCAGUUUUACUGUCAGAUUUUAACUAGAUUUUACUUUCUUUUUUUAAUUGUUUUUCUGAGAGUUCUUCUUAUUUUUACUGUGAAUGAAUGCCUAUAAUUAUGUGGAGAUUUUUCUGAUGACGUAUUUAACAUAGAUGAAAUUCUACAUUUUGAGCAUUGGAGGCUUCAUGUUGCAAAACUACUUUACAUGGUUAAUCCUGUCAGGUCUGAGAGCUUUUCUGUGCUUUAAGGUGAGCUUAGGUGUGCCAGCCACAACUUAAUUUUUUUUCUGAACUGGGGAGACUUUCCCUGGAAAAAAUAAAAGCAUUAAAGCUACAUUCUCUACCUGAAAGAUUCUACUGUUUUAGCAGGAUUUUUACUUUUUCCAGGGGGCAGCUGUACUUUGGAGGGCAGUGGAAGACACAGUAUUAAGUGGGUGACCUGAGUCUAGUAUAGCUGCAGCCCAGUAAAGAAUGGAGAGACAGAGACAACUUUUCUGCUCAUUAAUGGAGGGGAUGAGCAGCUUUUCUUGAGACUGGGAAGAAGGGGACAAGGAUUCAGACUGUCAAGGGCUGAGAGAAGCUGCUUGUGCUAUUAGUGCUGUGAUUUUUAUUUUUUUUCCUUAGGCAGUUUUUGAAAUGAAGUUGAACAUAAAAGUAUAUGUUUCUUUUUUAUAGCUACAUUUAAUACAUACCUCAGGAAACAGUACAAAAAGGUUAGGUGGAGUUUAACCAUACUAACAGCUCAUGCAAGGAGAACACCAGGUAAAUUCUGAAAUUAUUUUUUAAAUGGUGCACUUGCCUUGGGGUUUUCCUGUGUUGUUUUUUAAGCAUCUUCCACUAUGCCAAAUAUUUGCUGCUCUUUUAUACCUUGUGAAACUCCAGUGCUAGAAGUGGAAUUUUCUAUGUUGAGACCACGACCUUUUACCUGUUCUAAAUCAAUGUGUAUUGGUAUGUGUGUUACCAGACAACUGAAGGGAGCUGCCAGCUCUGCUGCUGGCUCUUAGUUCUGAAAUGAGAAGAACUAUUCUUUGGUAGCUGGACUUCUCUUCAAUUAAUUGAGCUUUUACCAUGUCUGUUGUUGGGAUUGUUUUGUUGUUUGUUUGGUUGUUUUUUUCCCCUCAGUUCCUGAGUGAAAUAUCAGGCCCUCAUAACAUAGCUUUGCAGGCAAGGGCUAAAUUGUCUUUUGUUUGUGCAGAGUUUAUGAAGUAAUGUGCUGCUGUUGUGAUUUGUUUAAAUAAGCUAAUUUCAGCAAUACAUUCAGCUCUGGAAGUAAGCCAUACCGUGUCACUGGGUUCCAUGCCAGGAGGGGGAUGUGGAGGGUAUGGAAUGACCAGGAACACUUGCUUCAAGCGCUGCUGUCUAAAGCUUUGUGUGGGCCAUCCAUGUGUUUGGAAGCACCCAUUUCAGAUCUUCAUUGAUUCAGCCAUGUCCCUAGAUAUUGUGUGAGGAGAGAGGCCACACAGUGUUGCUCAGAGAAGAUAAUUUAUUGCUGUGUAGUUAACAAGGCCACCUUCAUGGCAAAAAUGUAGAAGUAAUUUCCCCUCCCGAUUUACUGUGUGUUCAGCGUGGGAAAGCCAGGCUGUGCUCCAGGCAGCCCUUGUUCCUCUAGACCUCACCAUCUAGCCGUGACCAGGAGCUGGUGAACAGUUUAUAAAUUGAGAAAGUCAGAGUUGAUCUGUAGUCACAGAGGGCAAAUCCCAGGAGGCUGUGUUAGAAAAGUGAGUUUUUACCAGCAAACUGUGGUACUUUGUGAACUCGGACCUGACUGAAGAGCUGUGGUGGAAGGAAAAGUUUCCCUUCGUGAGAGCUGAGCCCAGAGGCCUCAUCAAGCGUCGUCUGAGGUGUCUCCUCCUCUCUCCCUUUCUUUGUUUUACCCUUCUCAACUUUCAGAGGUGCUGUAAAAUCCCGAGGCUAAAUGUUUUCUGUAUAGUAGGCAUUUUUAUAGCCUGCUUUUGAAUUUACUGUGAUGAGUGUUUUGCUAAAUUGGGUGUUCAGUAAAAAAGAAUUGUAUACAAGUGUAAAUAAGCUGUUAUGCUGAUACUUGAAGAGAAAAAAAAGUUACGAAGUUGUCUGUUCUGCUUUAGGAAGGUACUCAAUCUCUGACUGCAUCCAAGCAUUGCUAGCUGGCGAGAGUAAGUGCAGACAAAGAAUGUUGAUUUGAAGGGAGUGACCGGGUCUCCCAGGGUGUAACCACCUUUCUGGAAAGACACUGUCAAGAACUGUAGGUUAUUGUCUAAAAGCUGCAUACGUCCCCCACCUCCUGACUGAACCGUCCCUGCCAGGGAGAGGAAAACCCUUGUCCUGACCUUGUGUAUUUGUCCCCAUGUUUAUUUUACUGCCUCCUGACUGUUAAUGCACUUGCUAGCUCAGAUGCAGUCUCUCAAAUGGGAUUAAACUGUCUUUUCUUACAUCGUUGGCCUUCGUCGUAAUCUUUCAGACAAAUGUAAUCAUUUGACCUUUGAUCCAAGAAAUAAAGAUCAAAUGGUACAUGA